Colletotrichum navitas is the source of this 417-nucleotide messenger RNA. RefSeq lists its product as uncharacterized. The transcript has a single exon. Bases 1 to 417 code for a protein of 138 amino acids. Lineage: Eukaryota; Fungi; Ascomycota; Sordariomycetes; Glomerellales; Glomerellaceae. The record is from RefSeq and is a predicted model, not a curated record.
AUGCGAUUCUCACGGAUAUUCCACCGCAGGUUCCGAUUGACACCGCACACCAGACUUGUCGUUGCGGACAGGGAACGAAGCAGAAGCCUAUCGAAGCGUACUACCGCAUCGUGGGAUUGUCCCCUCGCCGCCGAGGCCUGGGAUCGCAUGAAGCGGGGCUACCAGCCCGAGAGCAUGGACGACCGAUGGGUGGUUUCGUUAACGGGAGAAGACAAGCUGGUGUUCGCGAGGAGCUGGACAAGGUCCCCGAUCGUCGAGAUUCGGGUUGUUGCCCGGGACUACGCGAGGAUUGUGUCGAUUGCUUGGGAGGGCGACGAGUCAGUAUGGACAGGAGGGUCGGAGAAGAGCGCCAAGAAGCUUGUCGUACAGCUGUGUGCAUCGUUGCUCGAUGUUAGGCUGUCACCAGGAAACAUCUGA